Austrofundulus limnaeus is the source of this 1297-nucleotide messenger RNA. Its product is annotated as cAMP-regulated phosphoprotein 19-A. Gene Ontology annotation, molecular function: protein phosphatase inhibitor activity. Bases 142 to 471 code for a protein of 109 amino acids. The record is from RefSeq and is a predicted model, not a curated record. Lineage: Eukaryota; Metazoa; Chordata; Actinopteri; Cyprinodontiformes; Rivulidae. The transcript is spliced from 3 exons. Gene Ontology annotation, cellular component: cytoplasm.
CUAAUCGAGUCUGUUCUGUUGCUCCACUGCACACUGACGGCUCUGCAGCUUCCUCACAUCAUCUUACCCUGUCGAACCUUGACGGAGCUGCUUCUCGGCUUUGUCCCUUUUCAGUCUUAACAAACGAAACAAGUCUUCAUCAUGUCCGAUGAAGAAGUGAAGUCUUUAGAAGAACAGGAAAUGCAGGACAAAGUCAUCAGCCCAGAAAAAACAGAGGAGGCUAAACUGAAGGCCAGGUAUCCUAAUCUAGGAGCCAGACCCGUGGGCCCCGACUUCCUCAGAAAAAGACUUCAGAAAGGGCAAAAAUAUUUCGACUCUGGUGAUUACAACAUGGCCAAGGCAAAAAUCAAGAACAAGCAGCUCCCAUCAACCCCAACAGAGAAGACCGAGAUCACAGGGGAGCACAUUCCUACACCUCAGGACCUGCCUCAAAGAAAAACCUCCAUUGUAGCCAGCAAACUAGCAGUCUGAUCGUUUGCUGUUCAUGGUUUUGGUACCAUUCCAUUACUUUAUUAUUGUACCUGUUCUGUUUGGUUUUGUCUUUGUUCAUGUUCCACAAGAAAAAUUUAACAGUAGUUAAUCUGUCAGAACCCCCUGGCCCAAACUGAAAAUGUAUAAGAUUUUAGCAGUAAUUACUACGUUCUGAGCAAAAUUUACACUUGAUUUAACUUUUUGCUUUUAAGGAAAAUGUGCCUCUAUACAAAUUAUCUGACAGCUGAUCAAUGCAAAUGAGUCCAAUUCCUCAGUUAUUGAUAAUUAGGUGGGAAAAGGACUAAAUGAACAAUAUCAGCCUGCAUAGAUAAAUGUGAAAAGUAGAUGUAUAAUUUAAAUACUCCACUUCCUCUUUAGGUCUGGGCGUUUCCCUGCUCACAUGGAGGUAUGUUGAUUUAAAUUAGUGAAGUAAUUUAACUUUGAUUUUGUUGUUUCUUACAUUGUAGUUCUAUUUAAUUGUGUGCUUUCAAAGUAUGGCAGACCAGAUAACCUGUGCUUUGUAGCCAGUUUAGUUCAUUUUAGUAACUUUGAUUUGCAAUGACAUGCUGCUGGUCUUCACCUCAUCCUGACCUUUAAAAAUGGCCUUAAAAACAAUGAACUGUUGUUCCUCUUGAGCAAUAUUUGCUCCUUCAGUAAAAAUCUUGGCUGUGAAUCUUGCCUGAAAUGUCUUUUGCCGUUUGACUGAAUUUGAUUUGGAUUUUAUGUGGAAGAAACUAGCAGGUCGUGUCUGGAGUGUGCAUGUGCAUUUACUGUGCCGAUACGCUGUGCCAUUUGUUUUGUAAAUAAAGUAGUUUUGCAUAAUUUA